Humulus lupulus (European hop) is the source of this 1137-nucleotide messenger RNA. Its product is annotated as protein ALP1-like. The coding region runs from base 1 to 1137 and encodes 378 amino acids. The record is from RefSeq and is a predicted model, not a curated record. NCBI's taxonomy places the organism in Eukaryota, Viridiplantae, Streptophyta, Magnoliopsida, Rosales, Cannabaceae. The transcript has 3 exons.
AUGUCUUUAAACGUUGCUCGGUUCAACAAGGAUAAUUUACUGGACGAUUCAGAUGAUGAGUUUGGAGAGAUUUUGCUAUAUUUUGCUUGCGAGGCAUAUAAUCAAUUAUAUCUAUCUAAGCAACCUUGUAGAAAUUCAACUCUUUCAGGCCAUGAAUAUGUUAUGGAAGUGUUGCACGGGCAUUGGAGUAGGUUUUAUGAUUUGUUCAGAAUGAACAAAGAUGUCUUCAAACUAUUUUGUGGUGUUCUAAAAGAAAAAAAACUAUUGAAGAACUCACGAUAUCUGUCUGUUGAAGAACAAGUGGCUAUGUUCUUAUUUGUGAUUGGCCAUAAUGAACAACAUCGUGUGGUUGUUGAACGAUUUCAGCACUCCAUCUCAAUCACAUCUCAUUAUUUUAGAAAGGUUUUGAAGGCAAUAUGUCGUCUAUCCAAAGAACUAAUUACUCCACCUUCAUUUAAUGAAACUCCUCCACAAAUUCAAUUCGAUCCAAGAUACUAUCCAUUUUUUAAGAAUUGUGUUGGAGCUAUAGAUGGGACUCAUAUUUCUGCGCAUGUUCCAAUUGAUGAACAAAUACCUUAUCGAGGUCAAAAAGUGGAUACAACUCAGAACGUUAUCUGUGUAUGUUCAUUUGACAUGAAGUUCACAUACGUUGUCUCUGGAUGGGAAGGAUCAGCUAAUGAUGCACAGGUUCUUCUAGAAUGUUCCACAAACCCAGAUUAUGGAUUUCCAAUGCCGCUCCAAGGAGAAAGGUAUCAUUUAGGCCAGUACACAGAUCUUAAUCCCAUAGGAAAAAAAGAGCUUUUCAAUUAUCGACACUCUUCCUUGAGAAAUGUCAUUGAGCGGUUGAAGGCCCGUUUUCCAAUCCUAAAGCAAAUGCCUUCAUAUGAUCUAAGAAUACAAAAGUACAUUGUCAUUGCUUGCUGUGUGAUUCAUAAUUUUAUAAGGAGAAAUGAAGAAGUAGAUGUAUAUUUUGAUGGAGGUGAAGUAAAUUCUGAAGUACAGACCACUACUUUACAAAGCACGGAUGGAACUUUGACUGAUAGUGUAGAGUUCAGUAUUUCUAGAACUCAUAUACGUGAAAUGGCUCAUGUUCGUGAUGAAAUUGCUGACCAUAUAUGGAGAGCUAGUCGACGAUAG